This is a messenger RNA of Jatropha curcas, 2458 nucleotides long. RefSeq names its product DNA ligase (DUF1666). NCBI's taxonomy places the organism in Eukaryota, Viridiplantae, Streptophyta, Magnoliopsida, Malpighiales, Euphorbiaceae. The record is from RefSeq and is a predicted model, not a curated record.
GUGCGUAGGAGUUUUGCUUUGCUCAUUCAAAGUAGCUAACUAGGAGACUCAUAUUUUUGAGCAACAAAGAAAAUGCAAUGCUCAAAAGAAACUCUCUUCUGGUUGUUCUACAAUGUCUCAAGCUCCUCCCUUCUUCUCCUUCUCUUCCUUUACUUCUCUUCCACUUUGCUUCUCAAGCUCCUUAACUUCAUUGGCAGCUACCCUAUAAUCCAAAGAAAUCAAAAUGGUUAUGAGUAUAAUAUGUUUUCUGAUGAGGAAGAAGAAACAGAUAAUAAUGAAACCUACUAUUACACUCAGCCUAAAGAAAAAGAUCAUCUCGUAGCUGACAUAGUUCAUGGUGGUGAAUCACUUGUAUUUUUGUCUAACAACUCCAAUAUUAAUCAAAGAACUCAAAAUCAUAAUCUUCAAGAAUUCAUAACUCCAAGGGAGGAAUCGCCUGUAGAGUUUCAAGAAGAAGAAGAAGAAGAAGAUGAUGAUGAUGAUACUACUUUUGCUAGCGAUGAACAGUUUUCUCUUCUUGCCUCAGCAGGUUCAGAAUCUGAACAUAACGAAGAAGACAUAACAACAAGAGAUGCUGAUUCUCUUCAAGAUUCUACUCCGGAUCAAGGCGGCCCCACCUCAACCAUCACUGCACACAGCCAAGGAACUGGUUUGGUAGAUAGUGAUGAAAACUAUGGAGAAGAGUACAUUAAUCCAAAGGAUAUGGAAAAUAAAAAACUGGAUACAAAUUUUGCUGGGAAUGAAAGGUAUUUGAUUUUUGCAGCAACCCAAUUCAAGUCCAAUAAGAAGCUUCAAGUUGAAGAAAAAGAUGAUGAAGAAGAAGAAAUAUUCGGUGAUUCAUGCACUGUAGGUUCUACAUCUAAGAGCUCCUCUGAAUGGAGGAGCUCAAUUAAGGAUUCAGUAACUGAAGAUCCAUUUUCUUCUUCGUCCCGAAGAAGUUGUCCUAAAUGGGAAUCCUACACUGUCUUUCAAAAGUAUGAUGAAGAAAUGAUGUUCCUGGAUAGAAUUAGUGCUCAAAAGCUUCAUGAAACAGAAUCACUGAAGUCUAUUCAAGUAUGUCCAAGAUCAAUUUCAGAUAGAAUUGUUCAUAAAAUUACAACUAUGAACAAAAAGCCUUCAGACAUCCGCCAAAACCCGUAUCAUGAACUAGAGGCUGCCUACGUAGCUCAAAUUUGCUUGACAUGGGAAGCUCUAAAUUGGAAUUACAAGAACUUCCAUUGUAAGAGAGCUUCACAGCAGCGCGAUUUCGAUCUAGGUUGUCCAGCGCAUAUUGCACAGCAGUUUCAGCAAUUCCAGGUUCUUUUACAAAGAUAUGUAGAAAAUGAACCUUAUGAGCAAGGCAGGAGACCUGAAGUCUAUGCCAGAAUGAGACUUUUGGCACCAAAGUUACUUCUAGUACCAGAAUAUCGAGAUUCAGAAGAUGAUCCAAAGGAAGAUGGUUUUGGUUCAAGAAUUUCAUCAGCUGCAUUUCUAAUGAUAAUGGAAGAGGGAAUCCAAACAUUCAUGAAAUUUCUCAAAGCUGAUAAACAAAAACCCUGCCAGAUUCUUACUUCUUUCUUUAGGAGAAAUCGAAGAGUAUCGGUUGAUCCUGCUCUUCUCCAACUAAUGAAGAAAGUUAACAAAAAAAAAAAGAUGAAGCUUAAAGAUCUUCGCCGAGCUCGGAAAUGCAUAAGAAAGAGAAAAUUGAAGGUAGAAGAAGAGAUGGAGAUAUUAAUGGGAUUGAUAGACCUAAAAAUAGUGUCAAGGGUAUUAAGAAUGAGUGACAUAAGUGAAGAGCAAUUGCAUUGGUGUGAAGAGAAGAUGAGCAAAGUAAGAGUUUUAGAUGGGAAACUUCAAAGAGAUUCUUCACCACUUUUUUUCCCAGCACAUUGACCCACAAAACAAUUUAUAUAUUGCUUGAUGACUAGAUAAUGGAUGUGCAUGGAUGCACAAAAAUGAAUAUCCUAGACACCCUUUUGUAAAUAUUGUAAAAAAAUGGGGAAAUAUUACAUAAAUAAGUAUAAAAGAUGGGUGUGGGGGGCCUGCAAAUCAAAGUGAAUACAUGUGGGUGACAUGGAAGAAGAGUAAAGAGAGAUAUGGGUAUGAGAGAUGAUGAUGCAAAUUGAAAGUGAAAGAGCAAAGACAAAGCAAGGAACAUGGAAAUAGAUAGACAAGGGUAGCUUUAAUUCACUUUAGCUUUUUUUCUAUUUUUUGUUCUUUUAAAGCUUUUAAUUAGGGUUUAUCUACAGAUGAUGAAUCAAAAGAAGAGAAGGGUAUGCAAAGCUGUUUACACAUGUAGUUGAAUAAAAAAGAGUAGCACAUGGUACACACAAAGAGCAAUGUGGUAGUAUUUAUUGUGGGCCUAGCUAGGAGGAAAAAAAUAAAUAGAUUAGUAAGAGAAUAAAUCAACAUUGGAAUUAGGAAACUUCUUUAUUUAAUUAAUUAUUUUAUGAAAACAAGUUUAUUAAUCUUGUGGUUU